Messenger RNA from Cryptococcus amylolentus CBS 6039, 1536 nucleotides. RefSeq lists its product as hypothetical. The transcript is spliced from 10 exons. Gene Ontology annotation, cellular component: membrane. The record is from RefSeq and is a predicted model, not a curated record. The coding region runs from base 1 to 1536 and encodes 511 amino acids. Lineage: Eukaryota; Fungi; Basidiomycota; Tremellomycetes; Tremellales; Cryptococcaceae. Gene Ontology annotation, molecular function: carbohydrate:proton symporter activity. Gene Ontology annotation, biological process: transmembrane transport; carbohydrate transport.
AUGACAGCUUUGGAUUGGCAAAGCAUCCCGAACUGCUCGGAUCAUCUCAAAUGGUAUCAGAACAAAGGUCAAAUGAAGCUCAAUUUCUUUCUGAGUGUGAUUUUUGUCGGCAUGGUUCUUAACGGCUACGACGGUUCGCUCAUCUCUGGCCUCCAAGCGUCCGACGCCUGGCAAGAAGACCUCGGCUACCCCACUGGCGUUCGGCUCGGUAUGCUCAACGCUGUCGGGUUCAUUGCUGGUCUGGUUGUUGGACCGAUCAUCACCUACAUUGAUGAGACAUGGGGACGACGAUGGGGUAUCCGAUUCUACGGCGUGACUAUGCUCAUUGGAUCUAUCAUUGGAUGUAUUGCUGGAGUCUCCGGGGCGAAUGGUUACGCUCUCUUCAUCGCCGGCCGCUGCAUCAUCGGCCUCGGUCUCGCCUCUUUCCUCCUGACCAGCCUCAUCGUCGUCCAAGAGAUCACCCACCCCCGAAGUCGAGCCACCAUCGCCGCCUCCUGGGACUCUUACUGGAUCCUCGGCGCCGUCAUCGCUGCCUGGGUUAUCUUCGGCUGUACAGGCUACAUGACCUCCUCCUGGUCCUGGCGUAUCCCAUACAUCAUCCAAGUCCCCGUCGCCCUCUACAUGGUCGUUGUCGUCCAGUUCAUCCCCGAAACACCUCGUUUCUUGCUGGCCCAAGGCCGGGACGAGGAAGCGUUUGAAUUUCUGGUCACUUAUCACGGGAAUGGGGAUAGGCAGGAUGCGCUGGUGUUGUUUGAGUUUGCGGAGAUGAAGGAGGCGAUCAGGAGGGAGAAGGAGGCGAAAGCGGAGAGGUGGGGUGUCAUUUUGAAGAGUCCUGCGAAUAGGCAUAGGCUCGGGUUGGCCAUGCUCAUGACCUUUCUCACUGCCAUGUCUGGCUCAUCCAUCAUCUACUACUACUACACCACCGUCUUCGACUCUGUCGGCAUCACCGACGCUACCACUCAAACAGGUAUCAACGCCGGUCUCUCCUUCUUCACCUGGUUUUGCCAGCUUGGAGCGGUAUGGGUUGGAAGAUACGUCGGCCGCCGCAAGAUCCUGCUUUGGGUCUGGCCUACUCUGCUAGCGAGUCUUGUCGGGCUCUGCGCGGCGAGUGGAGUAUAUGCCAAUACGGAGGGAGGUAAUAUACAUGCUGGGAUAGCGACGGUGGCGCUGGUCUGGGUGUAUCUUGGGUUUUUCAAUGCUGCCAACCCUGUACUCUACUCUUACCCUGCGGAGGUGCAAACGUUCUCCAUGCGAAGUAAAGGUCUCCUCGUAUGGAACACUGUCCAACAAUUCGAAGGCGCCUAUACGACCUUUGUCGACGCCGUCGCUCUCGACUCUAUUGGGUGGAAAUACUAUGCUGUCUAUAUGCCGCUUGUCGUCAUUCAGUGGAUCCUGACAUAUUACUAUAUGGUGGAGACGAAGGGAUACACGCUGGAAGAGAUCUCCCAGGCUUUUGAUAGCAAGACACAUCUCGUCUCUGUUGAUGUGUUACCUGUCAGUGAGCAUGAGGGGCGUGAGGAAGAGAUUGAAAAGUAA